AAUCAAAUUUACAUUUCUCAAUAAAAAAAGGAAAAUUACCAAAAAAGAAAAUCGUCGGAAAUUUAAGGAACGGAGGCAGGACCAGUUCGCAGCUGUGAAUUCUGUCUGCGUCAGCGUCAACGUCGUCGAAAACCUAACGUCAGCGUCGUGAGUGCGACUUUAAUUUAACAAAAGGCAAAAAAGCUGAAAAAAGGCAUUAAUUAUUAUACAAACCUAAAAAAGCAACUGCGUCGUGCAUAAUCUUGUGAUAUCUAUUUGGUCCCCUUCAAUACACCACCACCCCCCUCUCACAUCCUUUACUCGCUCUUCAACGAUCCCUGUGCAAUUCUCUCUAAAAAAAAAAAAAAUAACUGUGAUUCUUAAUUAGAAAAAAAAAAGUUUUUAACAAAUUAAUAGAAAAAUAUCUGCAAUAUUACUACCACUACCACCAACAACACCAGCACCGCACAAAAAGAGAAAAAUACAAAUUGUUUAACAAAAAAAAUUUUCUGUGGUCACGAAAGUAAUUGGACAAACUGUUGUUUGAACAGCAGCAAGCAAAUAAAACGCAGAAAGAUUUACAACGGAGAUCAACCAGUAAUUCGGAAUAAGAAACUAUAAGCAGGAAGAAAAUACAAUUUAUAUUUGCUGAGAGAAGGAAGCAGAAGAGGGGAAGCGGCGCAAAAGCACGAAAAAUUUCGCUGGGCGAAAGUAAAAAUAUAAAUCAAAAGCAAACUAAAAAACCUAAACAACACACACACACACACACAGGCGAUUUAGCCAUGGAACGUGAAUCCAAUCCAAUGCAACCCAUGUGCCGCUCUGGAUGCGGGUUCUAUGGUAAUCCAGCCACAGAUGGUCUCUGUUCGGUAUGCUAUAAGGACUCGCUUAGGAAAAAGCAACAGCCACCUGUGAGCAGCACACCUGUCUCAGUUCCAAGCCCACAACCUAGCCCAACAUUCAGUCCGGCCAUUGCAAUCACCAAUACCGCACAGCCCACAGUUACAAGCUUACAACAGCCACAUAUUAAUGAUGUGAAAGAGAAAAUCACUGAAGAUGUUGCCACCGCCGCUGUUGCAGCCGCUGCCGCUGCUGCUGCCGCCGCUGCAUCUGCUGUUAAAUCUAAUAGCGAAAUUAUACAAUCGGCAUCCGGUCCAAAUACUUCCACACAAGCAGCCGCCUCAGCCAAUGAUGAGGAUGAUAAGGACAAGGAAGAUGAUAAGGAUGCCAAAAAGAAGAAGAACCGAUGUGGCGAAUGUCGUAAGAAGGUUGGACUGACUGGUUUUCAGUGUCGUUGCGGCGGCUUGUACUGCGCCGUGCAUCGUUAUUCCGAUAAACAUAAUUGCACAUUCGACUACAGAGAACAUGGUGCACAGGAGAUUCGACGCAAUAAUCCGGUUGUUGUUGGCGAGAAAAUUCAAAAGAUUUGAAUUUUUCUAUAAUGUGCCACCAGUAACAGUAGCCGUAGAAUGAUAAUAACCAAUCUAAA
Drosophila willistoni is the source of this 1468-nucleotide messenger RNA. RefSeq names its product AN1-type zinc finger protein 6 (gene drn). The record is from RefSeq and is a predicted model, not a curated record. The transcript is spliced from 5 exons. Gene Ontology annotation, molecular function: zinc ion binding; DNA binding. The coding region runs from base 762 to 1409 and encodes 215 amino acids. Lineage: Eukaryota; Metazoa; Arthropoda; Insecta; Diptera; Drosophilidae.